Vombatus ursinus (common wombat) is the source of this 2703-nucleotide messenger RNA. It is a transcript of the gene SLC9A5, whose product is annotated as solute carrier family 9 member A5. Gene Ontology annotation, biological process: proton transmembrane transport; regulation of pH; sodium ion transport. The transcript is spliced from 16 exons. Gene Ontology annotation, cellular component: membrane. The coding region runs from base 1 to 2703 and encodes 900 amino acids. Gene Ontology annotation, molecular function: sodium:proton antiporter activity. NCBI's taxonomy places the organism in Eukaryota, Metazoa, Chordata, Mammalia, Diprotodontia, Vombatidae. The record is from RefSeq and is a predicted model, not a curated record.
AUGCUGCCUGCCACACUGCCCCUUCUGGGGAUGCCCCUGCCCGGGGCAGGGGCGGGAGUGGCAGACGGGGCCGCCGGAGAGUCCGUCCUGCCCCCUGCGGGCUUGGCGCUGUUGCGCUGGCAGUGGCACGAGGUGGAGGCGCCCUACCUGGUGGCCGUGUGGAUUCUGGUGGCCAGCUUGGCCAAGAUUGUCUUCCACCUCUCCCGGAAGGUGACUUCUGUCGUCCCCGAGAGCUGCCUGCUGAUCUUACUGGGUCUGGUGCUGGGGGGCAUCGUCCUGGCUGUGGCCAAGAAAGCAGAGUACCAGCUGGAGCCGGGCACCUUCUUCCUCUUCCUACUACCCCCUAUUGUGCUUGACUCGGGCUACUUCAUGCCCAGUCGGCUCUUCUUUGACAAUCUGGGGGCCAUUCUGACCUAUGCUGUGGUGGGCACACUGUGGAACUCCUUCACUACAGGGGCUGCCCUUUGGGGCAUCCAGCAGGCUGGGCUUAUGGCUCCCACUGUCCAAGCUGGUUUGCUUGACUUUCUGCUCUUCGGAAGCCUGAUCUCUGCUGUGGACCCUGUGGCUGUCUUGGCCGUCUUUGAGGAGGUGCAUGUCAACGAGACCCUCUUCAUCAUAGUAUUCGGCGAGUCCCUGCUCAACGACGCAGUCACAGUGGUGCUGUAUAAGGUGUAUAACUCUUUUGUGGAGAUGGGCUCAGUCAAUGUUCAGGCUAUUGAUUAUGUGAAAGGAGUCGCCUCUCUCUUUGUGGUCAGUCUGGGCGGGGCAGCCGUGGGCUUAGUUUUUGCCUUCCUCCUGGCCCUGACCACACGUUUCACCAAGCGGGUCCGUAUCAUCGAGCCUCUGCUGGUCUUCCUCUUGGCCUAUGCUGCUUACCUCACAGCGGAGAUGGCCUCACUCUCCGCCAUCCUUGCAGUGACAAUGUGCGGUGUGGGCUGUAAGAAGUAUGUGGAGGCUAACAUCUCACACAAGUCCCGUACGGCUGUCAAGUAUACCAUGAAGACACUGGCCAGCUGUGCCGAGACAGUCAUUUUCAUGUUGCUUGGCAUCUCUGCUGUGGACUCCUCUAAGUGGGCCUGGGACACCGGGCUGGUGCUUGGUACCCUGUUCUUCAUCCUGCUCUUCCGUGCCCUCGGCGUAGUCCUGCAGACGUGGGUGCUGAACCAGUUCCGGCUGGUCCCUUUGGACAAGAUUGACCAGGUGGUGAUGUCCUAUGGGGGCCUGCGAGGGGCUGUGGCCUUUGCUCUCGUCAUCCUUCUGGAUAAGACCAAGGUCCCUGCCAAGGACUACUUUGUGGCAACCACCAUCGUGGUGGUCUUCUUCACAGUCAUCGUGCAGGGUCUAACCAUAAAGCCUCUUGUCAAGUGGCUAAAAGUGAAACGAAGUGACCACCACAAGCCCACCUUGAACCAGGAGCUACAUGAACAUACCUUUGACCAUAUUUUGGCAGCUGUGGAAGAUGUAGUUGGUCACCAUGGCUACCACUACUGGAGGGACAGGUGGGAACAGUUUGACAAGAAAUACUUGAGUCAGCUACUGAUGCGCCGGUCUGCCUAUCGUAUUCGGGACCAGAUCUGGGAUGUGUACUAUAAACUCAACAUUCGAGACGCCAUCAGUUUUGUGGACCAGGGAGGCCACGUCUUAUCCUCAGCAGGGCUCACGCUACCCUCCAUGCCUAGCCGUAACUCUGCAGCAGAGACCUCUGUCACCAACCUUCUGCGGGAAAGUGGCAGUGGUGCCUGCCUGGAUCUACAGGUGAUCGACACGGUUCGAAGCGGCAAGGACCGGGAGGAUGCCAUCAUGCAUCAUCUGCUCAGUGGAGGUCUCUACAAACCCCGUCGGAGGUACAAGGCCAGCUGUAGCCGCCAUUUUAUCUCAGAGGACGCUCAGGCCCGGCAGGACAAGGAAGUAUUUCAGCAGAACAUGAAGCGGAGACUGGAGUCCUUUAAGUCUACCAAGCACAAUGUGUGUCUCUCUAAGAGCAAGUUGCGGCUCCGCAAGGCCGGCCGGAAGAAGGAUGGUUCAGCAGACAAAGAGACUCCUAAUGGGAAACCUCAUCGAGCCUCAAACUUACCGGACACAGCCGCAGUGAUCUUAGCAGUGGAGUCCGAAGAGGAGAGUGACAGCUCGGAGACAGAGAAGGAGGAUGAUGAGGGCAUUGUCUUUGUGGCCCGGGCCACCAAUGAGGUUUUCCGAGAACACAAGGUGCCAGGGAGCAUGGAGGUGUGCCCAAGCCCAUGCAUCAUUCCCCCCUCACCAACUUGUGCUGAGAAGGAGCUGCCCUGGAAGAGCGGGCAGGGGGACCUGGCAGUGUACGUGUCAUCAGAGACCACCAAGAUUGUGCCUGUGGACAUGCAGACGGGUUGGAACCAAAGCAUUUCAUCCCUGGAGAGCCUGGCGUCUCCCCCCUGUGCCCAGGCUGCCCUGAGAGCAGCCCACCCUCUGGCCUGCCCCCUGCCUCGGGGAGACGAGCUCCGGGACCCCCUGGCAGCUCUUGUUACUCCAUCACCUGAAUCCCAUGCUGGCUUUACCUUCACCCCCAGCCUUGCCAAGGCAGGCCGCUCCCGUAGCGAGAGCAGCGCAGAUGCCCCCGAGCAGCAGGAACUGCAGCCACUGAUGGCACCGGAGGACCGUGGGUGCCUCAGUCCAGGCACUGCCAAUGCCCGAUGGCUUAUCCAGUUCAACAGAGCUGGUCGGCUGUAG